AUGUUAAAACUAUUUGUUUUAAACUUCAUUUUGUUGUUUUAUUGUUUUAAUUUUGUUGAUGUGAAUGGAGAAGUGUCUAAAGAAAAGAAAGAAGAGUUUUUCGAUGCAAAAGAAGAAUUCGACAUUUCUUCUGAAAUAUAUGAAAUUGAUCAACAUGUAAAGAAUCAAAUUGCUUGGAUUUUAGAAAAUGCUAGUAAAUGUGAUGAAAACGAGAAAUGUGUAAAUAUGUUUUUGAAUGAUAUGGCGAUGUUUAAUGAUCAAGCCCGAUUUGGAAUAAUUUCUGCCUUCUGCGACAACUUGAAGUUUGACGAGAACGGAAAAAUUGGGAAUCCAAUCAGGGGACUGCUCACUGGUGAAAUUGAAAAUGAGCUCGCAAAAAUUCGUUUGCAUCUUUAUAUCGAAUGUGUUGAUAAUUUUUUCGAUAAAGGACUUUUUAAAAUGAAAAGUUCGAAACCUUUGGAAUUUUCUGAGAUCAACAAAAAGUUUCUCUAUGCAUUUUUGCUUACAAAACCACUGUAUAUUGCAACUAUAAUGCACGAAUCAAUUCAAAAUAAAGACACAAAUGCUUUAUUAGAAAUUGUUUCUACUCAAAAAUUAGAGGAUUUAAAUGUGGCAAUGAAGAUAAUGAUAGCUCUUAAUCCAGAUUUAAAACUGGUUAAUGAUAAAGUAGAUUUUAAAGAGUUCUCAGAAGUUCAAAGUGUAUUAGAUGCUGAAAAACUUGAACAAUUUUUAAAUUGGCGUUUUGAUCCAAAUUGUAAUGAAAAGCUAAUAGAAAAUAAGGUAAAUUCUGGGAGUUCACUCCAGAGUUGCAUCAUAAUCGAAAAUUUUUUUCGUAAUCAUAAUUCGUAA
Molecule: messenger RNA, 849 nt
Organism: Meloidogyne enterolobii
Lineage: Eukaryota; Metazoa; Nematoda; Chromadorea; Rhabditida; Meloidogynidae
Source: the annotation of a GenBank genome assembly